Molecule: messenger RNA, 624 nt
Organism: Acaulospora morrowiae
Lineage: Eukaryota; Fungi; Glomeromycota; Glomeromycetes; Diversisporales; Acaulosporaceae
Source: the annotation of a GenBank genome assembly
AUGGCGUCUUCGGUUUAUGUCCCUUCAGAGGUUCUUAAAACCCGACUACAACUACAAGGUCGAUACAAUAAUCCGCAUUUUUUCAGCGGAUACAACUACAAAAAUACUUGGCACGCUGCGCAGAUGUUAUAUAAAUUUGAAGGCCCUGGUGCAUUUUAUCAUGGAUAUAGGGCUACAUUACUACGUGACGUUCCAUUUUCAGCCUUGCAAUUUGCCUUCUAUGAGAAAUUCAAAGUUUGGGCGUUGCAAUACACGACCACCAAGCAAAAUCCUCAAUUAAGCCUCGAAUGGGAAAUUGCUAUUGGAGCUUUUGCUGGUGGAUUGGCGGGUGCUAUGACGACGCCUCUAGAUGUUAUGAAAACAUUACUUCAAACUCAAAAACACAUAAAAACAAAAAAUCCUUUUUCUCAAAAGCAAUCAGUGACAACGACUCCUAGUACAACAAAAAUAACCCAUUAUUACACUGGUAUAUUGGAAGGGAUGCAAUGGAAUUAUAAACAUUAUGGAAUAAGUGCUCUUUUCCGUGGGCUUUUGCCACGUGUUUCAUGGACGGCGAUGCAAAGCGGGAUUAUGUUUGUUAUUUAUGAACAAGUAUUGUGUUUAUUGGAAGAUAUGUCACGAUGA